Molecule: messenger RNA, 1077 nt
Organism: Thamnophis elegans (Western terrestrial garter snake)
Lineage: Eukaryota; Metazoa; Chordata; Lepidosauria; Squamata; Natricidae
Product: aquaporin-5-like
Exons: 4
Coding region: 1-786 (261 amino acids)
Biological process (GO): transmembrane transport
Cellular component (GO): plasma membrane; apical plasma membrane
Molecular function (GO): water channel activity
Source: RefSeq, a predicted model, not a curated record
AUGAGGAAAGAAGUUUGCACCGUUGUUUUUCUCCGAGCCGUCUUCACCGAGUUCUUGGCAACCAUGAUUUUUGUGUUCUUUGGUUUGGGCUCAGCCCUGAAGUGGCCAUCAGCCUUGCCAACUGUCCUUCAGAUUUCCCUGGCAUUUGGCUUGGCAAUUGGCACAAUGGUGCAGACCUUUGGUCAUAUCAGCGGUGGCCAUAUCAACCCAGCGGUGACCAUCGCCUUCUUUGUUGGGAACCAGAUCUCUUUCCUCCGGAUGAUGUUUUACAUUGUGGCACAGCUGCUGGGGGCCAUUGCCGGUGCAGGCAUCCUUUACGGAGUGACUCCCACCAAUACCCGUGGUAAUCUGGCAGCCAAUGGGCUUAGCAACAACACAACAGCAGGUCAGGCUGUGGUCGUGGAGAUUAUCUUGACUUUCCAGCUUGUCUUGUGCAUUUUUGCCUCAACUGACAACCGCCGAAAUGGCAACGUGGGAUCCCCAUCUCUGUCCAUUGGAUUGUCAGUCACCCUGGGCCAUCUGGUGGGGAUCUAUUUCACUGGCUGCUCUAUGAAUCCUGCCAGAUCUUUUGGACCAGCGGUUGUCAUGAAAAGGUUUACCUCUGCUCAUUGGGUGUUCUGGGUUGGACCCAUUUCUGGAGCCAUUCUAGCUUCUCUGUUGUACAACUACCUGCUACUUCCUCACUCAAUGAAUAUGUCUGAAAGAGUGGCCAUCAUCAAAGGUACUUACGAGUCAGAAGAAGAAUGGGAAGAGAAAGAGAAAAGCAUGGAAAUGUCUUCUCCAUAAACAAAAAUAAUCAGAAGGAGAAAGAGAGAAGGAACCUGAUGGCUUGCAUGACGAUAAACACUCACUGUAAGCCCAAGAAACUUCCCCCAGUGUCCAGGACCUGAAGAGGGAAUGGAAACAACUUACUUGCCUAAAUAACCGCCUUGAACCCACAGCUGUAUGUAUCUGAGCGCAUGAGAAAAUGUGGCUCAUUGAAACAGCAAAAUCAGACAAGGACAGUACCUUCACCUCCUGGGGUUGCAAAAAUCUGGAUGUGCUCCAGGAUUGUUCUAUCCACAUUUCUUCUUCUUC